This is a messenger RNA of Thunnus maccoyii (southern bluefin tuna), 1725 nucleotides long. RefSeq names its product P2Y receptor family member 8 (gene p2ry8). The record is from RefSeq and is a predicted model, not a curated record. The transcript has 3 exons. NCBI's taxonomy places the organism in Eukaryota, Metazoa, Chordata, Actinopteri, Scombriformes, Scombridae. Bases 85 to 1155 code for a protein of 356 amino acids. Gene Ontology annotation, biological process: positive regulation of Rho protein signal transduction; phospholipase C-activating G protein-coupled receptor signaling pathway. Gene Ontology annotation, molecular function: G protein-coupled receptor activity. Gene Ontology annotation, cellular component: membrane.
GUCAAUAUCUGUACCUUAGUCUGCAACUGACACUCGUCUGCCUACCUGACUUCCCUCUGGUCUACCACUGCGUUCAUAGAGGUGAUGAGAGGCAGCUCCCCUCCAAUCAUGUCGAAUUCAAGCAGCACCAAACUAGACAACGCCACCCUGAACCUGUUUCAGGAUGUAAACACCAGCAUCACCAUCUCUGUCAUGUACAUUUUGGUUACUGCCAUUAACCUGGUAGGAAAUGGCCUUUCCAUGUGGCUCCUCCUCUUCCACACGUCUCCUAAGACUCCCUCCAUCAUCUUCAUGAUUAAUCUCACCCUCACCGACUUGGCCCUGGGCACUGCCCUGCCCUUCCAGAUCGCCUACCAGCUCCAAGGAUACCAUUGGAAUCUAGGACCCAACAUGUGCAGUUUCCUUACCCUUGUCUUCUACACCAAUAUGUAUUGUUCCAUCCUGACCAUGAUGGCCAUUGGUAUUGACCGCUACCUUGGCAUCGUCAGGCCCAUGCUGUUCAGAGAGACCAGGGGGAGGAAGUCCAUCGCUGUCAUCAGCUGCCUCCUCAUGUGGGCUAUGGUACUGAGCGUUCUGUACCCGCUGAUGACCACAGACCUGACCUAUAACAUUCCUGAACUGGGGAUUACCACAUGCUUUGACGUGCUUAAGAAAGACAUGCUCCCGUCCCUGUUGGCCUGGGUGGCCUUCCUCUUCAGCAUGGUGUUUGUCCUCUUCCUCUUCCCUUUCUGUGUCACGGUAUUCUGUUAUGUCAGUGUCAUACACAAACUGGCCAGUGAUUCCAGGACAGCCCAGAAAGAGAGAGCGAUACGUCUAGCCUUCAUUGUUCUCCUGGUCUUCACCCUAUGCUUUGCUCCCAACAACAUCCUCCUCUUGACUCACACUGUGAUGAGACUCUUCUAUCAGAAGUCUCUCUACAUGGCCUACAAACUGUCUCUCUGUUUUAGCUGUGUGAAUAGCUGCCUUGAUCCGUUCAUUUACUACUUUGCUUGCAAGGACUUCAGACAAAAGCUGAGACAGAUCAUCAAUCUGCAGAUCUUGAGUAGUGGGGACUCAAAGAUGGAGAAUAGAGAGAGCAUAUACUCUGCACACUGCACUACAGAAGGUCGUGAGACUGAACACAGCAAUUUGGUGCAGCAGCACAGCAGAGUAUAGAAAGAGGGAAUGAGAGAAACAGAAAAACAGGAGAGAAACAGUGAAAAAGAAAGUGAGGGAGAGAGAGAGAUAGAGAGAGUGUCUUAGUGGUUACCCUGUGUCACCCUCUUUCAACAUAUUUUUACUUCAUUUCUUUUCUUUAUGUGUAUUGCAGAAUAAGUGAAUAUUGGCAGGAGCUGAAUCUCUUUUCAAACUUUAUCUUUGUUUUUCCAUUAUUAUUUGUGUUUUUUAGAGAAUAUUUGUUUUUAAAGAACUGUGUAUUUUAUCUGUCACCCAAACGAUUAUCUGGCCAGAUGUAGCAUGUAUGAGUGUAAAUAAAAUAUCAAUAAAGUCUAUAUAUUACAUAAGCCUUCUUUGUCCAAGUAUAGCUGGAUUAAUGUAAUUUUUACAUUGUAUAUGUUAAUGCCUCGGUAAAUAAUAAAUAAGUUCCUCUUUUCAUCAUUUUUCGUUUCUUUUUUUCCAACAAAAGAUAAUCAGAAACGGCUUAUUGCCAUGUAGGUUUGCUUUGUUGUUGUUGUAAUGCAUAACAGUCAAACAUAUACACAAAAUGAAGUAAUCCUAAAUAAUAUA